CUGAUGGGCAUGUGUGACAGAGAAAAGGAGCUGCACAAACAGAACAAACGUGGAUUAGAGCUGACACUUUGUUUUUUUUGGAACACAGUGUGACAUGGACGACUUUUUGUGACUUCUUUGUGGAAGUUUGAGAUUACCUCCAAAAAAGCAAAAGCCAAAAAGAUAAAGGAAUAAUGAAGGACUUGGUGACAUCUGCUAAGACUGAGGUCUCUGAGCAGAAAGGACAGGAUGCGACCCAACGAAGAGUCUGGAUCAAGAACGAAGCAGCUCGAGUGGGACUUGCUGAAACCCUCAGCACCUAUGUUAUGAUGGCAUUUGGCCUGGGCUCGGUGGCUCAGGUGGUGACGGGACAGGGCGCAUUCGGACAGUACAUCAGCAUCAACAUUGCUUUUGGGCUUGCCGUUGCUAUGGGUACUUAUGUUGGAGGGAAGGUCUCAGGAGCUCAUAUGAAUGGAGCGGUGUCGUUUACGAUGUGUGUGUUUGGGCGCCUGACGUGGAAAAUGCUGCCGCUGUACAUUUGUGCUCAGUUACUCGGCUCCUUCCUGGCAUCAGGAACAAUAUAUGCAAUCUACUACGAGGCUAUUCAUAACUACUGUGGAGGAAAUCUGACUGUUACUGGUCCAAAGGCCACAGCUGGGAUCUUUGCCACCUAUCCUGCUCCAUACCUGUCACUGGUGGCCGGAUUCGUUGACCAGGUGUUUGGAACAGCGAUGCUGCUGCUGUGCGUGAUGGCUCUGUCGGACCAGAAGAACAAACCACCUCCUGCUGGCUGUGAGCCCGUCAUUGUGGGUCUGCUGGUGAUGCUCAUCGGCAUGUCUCUGGGCAGCAACAGUGGUUAUGCCAUUAACCCCACCAGAGACAUUGCACCCAGGGUCUUCACUGCCAUAGCAGGCUGGGGGUCUGAAGUGUUCAGGGCUGGACACUGCUGGUGGUGGGUGCCUCUCGUUGCUCCGUCCGUCGGAGGUGUCCUGGGAGCAGGGGUGUACAAGGCCUUUGUUGAACUGCACCACCCACACCCCUCUGAACAGAACAGGGUGCAAGUGGAAGAUGAGGUCAUUCCUUUGGUGAAAAGAGUGUAACAUCUGUUCAAAUGUAUGAGCUUGUCAAAGCUACGCAAACAAAUACGUGCAGCUGUGUUGAACUGCAUUUCAUUACAAGAUGGCUGUAUUUAUAAAUUAUUUAGUAAAAUAAUUGAGACUGACUUAGAAUGCACUAUAUGCUUAUAUAAUUUGUAAUAAUAAUAAUACAUGUAUAAGCAUUUUUUACUCACAAAAACCAAAAACCUGCUACCUUCUCUUAUUAAGAAGGUUAGUGGUUGAAGUGAGUAUUCGUUAGUCUAAAAUCAAUUUCAGAAAGAUGUAAACUGUGUUUUUUUGCAUGGACACUUUUAGGAGAGUCCUAAAAUAAUAAAACAAAAACAGCUGGUGAUGCCUUCUAACAGCCUGAAAGGGCAGAGGUAGUAACUUUGGGGCCCAAGGCAAGCAGAUGCAUGGGGCCCUUCACUUUUAUUGAUCUUUAAAUAUUUCAAAGUUUUUCUCAUCAAUGUGAAAAUUGUUAGAUCUUUUCAAUAAAUGCAUAACAUUUUUUAUUGCAUUUUAAA
This is a messenger RNA of Oryzias melastigma (Indian medaka), 1600 nucleotides long. RefSeq names its product aquaporin 7 (gene aqp7). The record is from RefSeq and is a predicted model, not a curated record. The transcript has 6 exons. NCBI's taxonomy places the organism in Eukaryota, Metazoa, Chordata, Actinopteri, Beloniformes, Adrianichthyidae. Gene Ontology annotation, molecular function: glycerol channel activity; urea transmembrane transporter activity; water channel activity. Gene Ontology annotation, biological process: water transport; glycerol transmembrane transport. The coding region runs from base 174 to 1079 and encodes 301 amino acids. Gene Ontology annotation, cellular component: plasma membrane; basolateral plasma membrane.